GGUGUUCAUUGUUGAAUGGUAGUAGGAAAGUUUGAUCGAAAUAUGACAUUUUAUUUACAUUUAUUAAAUCAAUGCAUUAAUGUUUUGCGAUAUGCAUAGCAAACGAUUAGUCAACUGAAAAUCUUCGCAUGCGCUCGACCGAACUAUUUAAGAGAACGAAAUUUAUUUCAUUCUCAAACGGAAUUAAGUAAAAGUGAAUUGUUUAGAAAUGGCAGAUAUUAAACAAGAUCAUAAAGUUGAAGAUACUGAUAAUUAUGGAAUGGGUAAUAACGCGGAACCAAAAAAUAUGCAGGAAUUAACAGAAUAUGUGCAAACAUUAUUGCAAAAUAUGCAGGGCAAAUUUCAAACAAUGUCGGAUCAAAUUCUUGGCAAAAUAGAUGAAAUGGGAAAUAGAAUAGAUGAUCUCGAGAAGAAUAUUACAGACCUAAUGACACAGGCUGGAGUAGAAGGAGGUGAAAAAUGAUCAUAUCUAUUAUAAAAUAAACUUUGGUAUUCAACAAAGUUAUAAAUUGCAAUAUUGGCAAUUAUUACUGACAAAGAAUGAUAUCUGAAGAUUAUUAACGUGUACUUUUGAUUAUGAAAACAAAUAAAUCACAUUUUUUGCAAUAAGA
Molecule: messenger RNA, 611 nt
Organism: Megachile rotundata (alfalfa leafcutting bee)
Lineage: Eukaryota; Metazoa; Arthropoda; Insecta; Hymenoptera; Megachilidae
Biological process (GO): cellular heat acclimation
Cellular component (GO): cytosol; nucleus
Molecular function (GO): transcription corepressor activity
Source: RefSeq, a predicted model, not a curated record